UCUGUCUCAAUGCCCACUGCGUAAUAAACAUCUGACAGAGUUACGGGACAUUAAACGCUGUAGCAUACAGGCAUUACUGAAACAUCUUCUGAUUCGGAUUUUUCUGAACGUCACUUAAGGGAUAAAUAAUGUUAUUGACGCAUCGACGGUUGUUAUUUAUAUUCAUCUCAACUUUAGCUGUAAUAGUCCUUAAUCUAACUCCCGUCACAGCCGAAUCUAUUACAAGUUCCACAAAUAACACCGAUUUGACGAAUGGCACAACUGUCACAAAUUCAACUUCCUUCACAACACUAGGAAAUGCAACCACACCAUCUGUAACUACACCAGCUAACACUACAGCACCAUCUUCCACAACACCAGGAAAUGCAACCACACCACCCAUAACUAUACCAGCUAACACUACAGCACCAUCUUCCACAACACCAGGAAAUGCAACCACACCACCCAUAACUAUACCAGCUAACACUACAGCACCAUCUUCCACAACACCAGGAAAUGCAACCACACCACCGAUAACUACAUCAGGUAACACUACAGUACCAUCUUCCACAACACCAGGAAAUGCAACCACACCACCGAUAACUACAUCAGGUAACAGUACAAUACCAUCCUUCACAACACCAGGAAAUGCAACCAUACCACCUGUAACCACACCCGCUAACACUACAGCACCAUCUUCCACAACACCAGGAAAUGCGACCACACCACCUGUAACCACACCAGCUAACACUACAGCACCAUCUUCUACAACACCAGGAAAUGCAACCACACCACCCAUAACUACACCAGCUAACACUACAGUACCAUCCAUUACUACACCAGGAAAUGCAACCACACCACCGAUAACUACAUCAGGUAACAGUACAAUACCAUCCUUCACAACACCAGGAAAUGCAACCAUACCACCUGUAACCACACCCGCUAACACUACAGCACCAUCUUCCACAACACCAGGAAAUGCGACCACACCACCUGUAACCACACCAGCUAACACUACAGCACCAUCUUCCACAACACCAGGAAAUGCAACCACACCACCCAUAACUACACCAGCUAACACUACAGUACCAUCCAUUACUACACCAGGAAAUGCAACCACACCACCGAUAACUACAUCAGGUAACAGUACAAUACCAUCCUUCACAACACCAGGAAAUGCAACCAUACCACCUGUAACCACACCCGCUAACACUACAGCACCAUCUUCCACAACACCAGGAAAUGCGACCACACCACCUGUAACCACACCAGCUAACACUACAGCACCAUCUUCCACAACACCAGGAAAUGCAACCACACCACCUGUAACCACACCAGCUAACACUACAGCACCAUCUUCCACAACACCAGAAAAUGCAACCACACCACCCAUAACUAUACCAGCUAACACUACAGCACCAUCUUCCACAACACCAGGAAAUGCAACCACACCACCGAUAACUACAUCAGGUAACAGUACAAUACCAUCCUUCACAACACCAGGAAAUGCAACCAUACCACCUAUAACUACACCAGCUAACACUACAGUACCAUCCAUUACUACACCAGGAAAUGCAACCACCCCACCGAUAACUACAUCAGGUAACACUACAACACCAUCCUUCACAACACCAGGAAAUGCAACCAUACCACCUGUAACCACACCCGCUAACACUACAGCACCAUCUUCCACAACACCAGGAAAUGCGACCACACCACCUGUAACCACACCAGCUAACACUACAGCACCAUCUUCCACAACACCAGGAAAUGCAACCACACCACCGAUAACUACAUCAGGUAACAGUACAAUACCAUCCUUCUCAACACCAGGAAAUGCAACCACACCACCUAUAACUACACCAGCUAACACUACAGUACCAUCCAUUACUACACCAGGAAAUGCGACCACACCACCCAUAACUAUACCAGCUAACACUACAGCACCAUCUUCCACAACACCAGGAAAUGCAACCACACCACCCAUAACUAUACCAGCUAACACUACAGCACCAUCUUCCACAACACCAGGAAAUGCAACCACACCAUCUGACACUACAGCACCAUCCUUCACAACACUAGGAAAUGCAACCACACCACCCAUAACUACACCAGCUAACACUACAGCACCAUCUUCCACAACACCAGGAAAUGCAACCACACCCAUAACUACACCAGCUAAUGCUACAGCCCCAUCCUUCACAACACCAGGAAAUGCAACCACACCAUCUGUAACUACACCAGCUAACAUUACAGUACCAUCCAUUACUACACCAGGAAAUGCAACCACACCACAGAUAACUACAUCAGGUAACAGUACAACACCAUCCUUCACAACACCAGGAAAUGCAACCAUACCACCCAUAACCACACCAGCUAACACUACAGCACCCUCCUUCACAACACCAGGAAAUGCAACCACACCACCCGUAACCACACCAGCUAACACUACAGCACCAUCUUCCACAACACCAGGAAAUGCAACCACACCACCUGUAACCACACCAGCUAACACUACAGCACCAUCUUCCACAACAUCAGGAAAUGCAACCACACCCUCAGUAACUGCACCAGCUAACACUACAGCACCAUCCUUCACAACACCAGGAAAUGCAACCACACCACCCAUAACUACACCAGCUAACACUACAGCACCAUCUUCCACAACACUAGGAAAUGCAACCACACCACCCGUAACCACACCAGCUAACACUACAGCACCAUCUUCCACAACAUCAGGAAAUGCAACCACACCACCCAUAACUACACCAGCUAACACUACAGCACCAUCUUCCACAACACCAGGAAAUGCAACCACACCACCCAUAACUACACCAGCUAACACUACAGCACCAUCUUCCACAACACCAGGAAAUGCAACCACACCCUCCAUAACUGCACCAGCUAACACUACAGCACCAUCUUCCACAACACCAGGAAAUGCAACCACACCACCCAUAACUAUACCAGCUAACACUACAGCACCACCUUCCACAACACCAGGAAAUGCAACCACACCACCCAUAACUAUACCAGCUAACACUACAGCAUCAGGAAAUGCAACCACACCACCCAUAACUAUACCAGCUAACACUACAGCACCACCUUCCACAACACCAGGAAAUGCAACCACACCACCCAUAACCACACCAGCUAACACUACAGCACCAUUUUCCACAACAUCAGGAAAUGCAACCACACCACCCAUAACUAUACCAGCUAACACUACAGCACCACAUUCCACAACACCAGGAAAUGCAACCACACCACCCAUAACCACACCAGCUAACACUACAGCAUCAGGAAAUGCAACCACACCACCCAUAACUAUACCAGCUAACACUACAGCACCACCUUCCACAACACCAGGAAAUGCAACCACACCCUCCAUAACUGCACCAGCUAACACUACAGCACCAUCCUUCACAACACCAGGAAAUGCAACCACACCACCCAUAACCACACCAGCUAACACUACAGCAUCAGGAAAUGCAACCACACCACCCAUAACUAUACCAGCUAACACUACAGCACCACCUUCCACAACACCAGGAAAUGCAACCACACCCUCCAUAUCUACACCCGCUAACACUACAGCACCAUCUUCCACAACACCAGGAAAUGCAACCACACAACCCGUAACCACACCCGCUAACACUACAGCACCAUCUUCCACAACACCAGGAAAUGCAACCACACCACCCAUAACUAUACCAGCUAACACUACAGCACCACCUUCCACAACACCAGGAAAUGCAACUACACCCGCUAACACUACAGCACCAUCUUCCACAACACCAGGAAAUGCAACCACACCACCCAUAACUAUACCAGCUAACACUACAGCACCACCUUCCACAACACCAGGAAAUGCAACCACACCACCCAUAACCACACCAGCUAACACUACAGCACCAUCUUCCACAACACCAGGAAAUGCGACCACACCACCUGUAACCACACCAGCUAACACUACAGCACCAUCUUCCACAACACCAGGAAAUGCUACCACACCAGCUAACACUACAGCCCCAUCCUUCACAACACCAGGAAAUGCAACCACACCACCCGUAACUACACCAGCUAACACUACAGCACCACCUUCCACAACACCAGGAAAUGCAACCACACCCAUAACUACAUCAGGUAACAGUACAACACCAUCCGUCACAACACCAGGAAAUGCUACCACACCCAUAACUACACAUGGGAAUUCUACAACAACACCUCUAACCACAAGCAACUCUACUACUGGAGCUACUACUAACCCAACUAACACCAUAACCCCACAAGCAACUUGUCCUAAUGUGCCAUGCCCAGCACUCAGCGUCUGUAUAAAUUUAACCUGUCAGUGUCUGUCAGGAACCUUGCUUGAAAACGGUGUCUGUGUGGAAAAAAAAAUUUUCUCUAGUGAGCUGCAUUUUAACCUCGAUUUUUCAGUCAAUAUGAGUGAUCCUCAAUCACUUGCAUUCAAGAACAUUGCUGCUGAGAUAAUUAAUGCGGUAAAUAAUGCAAUGAGAAACCGACCAGGCUACAUUAGGACUGAAGUUCUCAAGUUAAGGGCUGGCAGUAUAGUGGCUUCAGUAAACAGUUUUUUUGAGAACCGUUCUCCAGUCACCCAGACGUUAUUUGAUGAGACUAUGACUAAAGCCAUAGCAGAAUGCAAUGUGACAAACUGUGGGAUUCUUGCUAAUGCUACUUAUACUAGGACCAGUGCAUGUGAACUGUCACCUCCUCCUUGUGAUCUCAACACCACAGAAUGUAAUGUUACUGAUGGUCUUGCCAGCUGUAACUGCAAAUCUGCCUAUGUACGCAGUCCUUACCAGACCAGGAGCUGUAUAGCCUGUCCCAGUGGUCAACAAGCAGAUAAUAGCAAAUGUGUUCCAUGUCCGUUUGGCUAUUCUGGGUUCAACUGCAAUGACUCCUCCCUGUUGGCUUUAGUGGUGGUGGCGUGUGUCUUAGGGGGAAUUCUGCUCAUUACAAUUUUGGCUAUUCUCAUCUACAUCUGUUGUACUCGUGGCAGGGAAAAGACUCAGGAAAGUUAUUAUAACAGCCCAUACCCUGCUGAUGACAUCCAGGCCACGUGGCAGUCACAGGGCGUCACCCGUAUUCCACGUGCCAAUCUCACUUCCACUUCCAGUGGCAACAGCCUGGAGAUGACAGAGGGUGCUGGAAGGAAAUUCCCUAAUAAUGGAUUUAAGAUUAAAAAGAAGACGGGCUCAUAUGAUCUCACAACAGACGGCAUGAAGACCUUUACGGGGAAAAACUCGUCACGUUACUCCUACUUGGUGGGUCAUGAAAACCCCUACUACCUGGACGGAGGAGAUAGGAGCACCACAUGAGCAGAGAUGCCUGCAGGUUGUGGUACGGGCGUAUAAUGUACGAGAGGGACAGAUAAAGGAAUGAGAAGAGAAGUUAACAGUGCAAUAAAACAUAAUAUAAAAGGCCUUGGAUCAAAUAUGAAAAGUCUGAAAUAUGAAAGUUGAAACUGUCAAACUCAUCUAAUCUUUUAUUUCCCAAUUUCUUUCACCCAGGAUGAAAAAAUGCAAACUUACUAGAAGUGCAUUGAUGAUUGGGUUUUAGUUUUAAACACCAUGCACACUCCGAAAUCUGUAGAUUUUUUAUUUGUUAUUUUCAUUUUGAAAGUUUUGUUAAUGCACCUUUUAGAGCUCUUGCAUAUGUUACUACAGUACAGAAAAUGCUUUAUUAUGAAGGAUAACAUUUAAAGUUUACAAUGAAAGACUCUUAAGAUUUACAUUAAUAUUGAACCCAUUUCAUUUAGCUAACAAGUGACAAAUUAUAUAAUGUAGUCCGGUAGAACGACGUUACUAGCACUCUUGUUAAAAUAAGCAUAUUUUUCUACACAGUUGUAUCAUAUGUGUGUAUUUCCAUAUCUUUAAGAUAAUGUCUUCCAGAAAGGUCUUAAACUCUUUUGGUUGAAACCUGCAAAGAAUUUGUAUGUUUUGUAUCAGGAAGAUGCAUGUCACCAGAAAGUUAACUCUUGUGCCUGAAUGUGAUGUCUUUUGAACAGAUUUCAUUUAAAGGGGGAUUUACAAAAAGUCCUCCUUUGCAGUUGUGCCAACAAUCAUAUUUAUUCCAAUCAAUUCAUGUUGAACUAUUUGGUUCAUAUAUCACUAAUUUAUGUUUUUGGACUAUUUUUGUCUGUUCAAGCUUUUGUAAAACAAUACUGCUCUUUUGGGACAAAGAUUACUUUAUUCUGUAUAUUGAAAGGAAAUAAACUAAAACUUUAGUUAUCCUACAUUUGCCA
Molecule: messenger RNA, 6247 nt
Organism: Paramisgurnus dabryanus
Lineage: Eukaryota; Metazoa; Chordata; Actinopteri; Cypriniformes; Cobitidae
Source: RefSeq, a predicted model, not a curated record